CUGUCGGUGGAAACGUACCUUUGGCAGCAGGUAAGGUCAGAGAGAACAGAGCGGAAAAGGUUCGUUGACGGGGCAAGGAGAAUAUUUACCUGCUGCCUACAAAACAACUCAAGAAUAAAUGGAAAACAGUGAAACGGCACUGGUCGAGAGCCUGAUAAUAUGGGUGAACAAUUUGAAAAAAAUCCUUCAGAUGGUGGUUGACUUUUACAAUGAGGUUUUAGCUCAGGAAAUCUCAGGCUUUCCUUUGCCAGAUGUGUCCUUGGUGGCAGAGCAUGCAGAUCCUGUGGAGCUGGGACGGUUGCUGCAGCUCAUACUGGGCUGCGCUGUUAGAUGUGAGCGCAAACAAGAAUACAUUCAGAUCAUCAUGACAUUGGAGGAGUCUGUUCAGCAUGUGGUCAUGACAGCAAUCCAGGAGCUGAUGAGCAAAGAUACUACGACCCCGUUAGGAGCAGAGCUGUCAGGGAACCUGGAACAGCAGCUCAGAAAAGCGUUUGAGGAUCUUUCUGAACUUCAGUCGGUAAAGGAGGCAUUAGCCCAACGCUGUCAAGAGCUGGACAUGCAGGUGGCUGUUCUUCAAGAGGAGCGGAACAGCUUGUUGGCUGAGAAUGAUGUCCUAACAGACCAAGCCAAUCAGCAGGAUACAUUUGAAGACCCAAGCACAGAUUCAGGCUGGAAACAGAGUCACUUACAACAACAACUUGAGACUCUGCAGGAAGAGAAUUUCAGGCUGGAGGCAGCCAAAGAUGAUUACCGGAUCCACUGUGAGGAGCUGGAGAAGCAGCUGAUUGAGCUUCAGCACCGUAAUGAUGAGCUCACCAGCUUAGCAGAGGAGUCACGGGCUCUCAAAGAUGAGCUGGACGUUCUGAGAAACUGUUCAGACCGGGUGGUUAUGUUGGAAGCCUCUGUGGAGACCUACAAGCAGAAGCUGGAGAACCUGGGUGACCUGAAGAGGCAGAUGAAGCUGCUGGAGGAGAAUAACAUGACCUACAUGCAAAACACUGUCAGUCUGGAGGAGGAGUUGCGUAAAGCAAAUGCUGCCCGUGCCCAGCUUGAAACAUACAAAAAACAGGUCCAGGAGCUACACAGGAAGAUGUCUGAAGAGACGAGGCGAUCAGAUACUCUGGCUUUUGAGAUGAAAAAGUUGGAGGAAAAACACGAAGCUGUGAUCAAAGAAAAAGAGAGGAUCAUCAUUGAGAGAGAUUCUCUCAGAGAAAUUAAUGAGGAGCUUCGAUGUUCUCAGGCUCAGGAGCACCAGCUCUUCCAAGCAGGGAUGCUUACCUCUGGCAGCCCAAGCCAUGACAACCUGGCAGCUGAAAUUUUGCCUGUUGAAUACAGAGAAAAGUUCAUCAGACUGCAGCAUGAGAAUAAGAUGCUGAGGGUGCAGCAGGAAGAAUUGGAGCAGGAGAAGAUCGCGGCCCUGCAGACUCAGCUGGAAGAAGCAGAUAAGACCUGCAGUGAACUGAAAACCGAGAACAGAUUGAGUCGAGAGCAAGUUAGUGAGCUUCAGCAGCAGAUUGAAGAUCUUCAGAAGGCUCUGCAAAUUCAGGCAACCAAACCUGACAAUUCAAAUCUGAAGCGGAAACUAGAUGCUCAUAUGGUCCAGUUAAAUGAGGCUCAGGACGAAAUCAUGAAGAAGAAAGAGAUAUUGCAGGAUCUUCAGCCUGACAACACUCAGGCCUGUCAUACGAGCCUUGGACCCAAAGCUAAAUCCUGCCACUGCUGAGAUUCAAGCUCUGAGGAACCAGUUAGCAGACCGAGACAAACGCAUUCUUAACCUUGAACGUCAGUGUGAUCAGGCCAUGCUAAGAGAGCAUGAGGAGAAACUCAUCGUCACUGCCUGGUAUAAUAAGAGUCUGAACUUUCAGAAACUGGCUAUGGAGUCACGUCUUACAAGUCGCACCCCCUCCAUGCUCUUCUCCAAUCAGUCCUUCUUGUCACAGCAGCGCCAAGUCUCAAACGUCCCGCGUAGAACUGCUUCUGUUAACGUGCCCGCCACUACCUCCAAGUAAACCUUAUCAUACACCAAAUUAUCCAAACAAGGCAAAAAAUACACAACCCACUAACAUGUGAGCAAUUAAGUGACCUUAUCUGCUCUGUUUUUGAUGAGGGGUCAGGUAUAUCUGAGUUUAAUGAACAUGAGCUUAUAGCAUUGUUAGGGUAUACUUCCACUGAAGAUUAUAGUUUAACUCACAACACAAAGCAACACAUGCUGUCCUAGUUGUAGAUUUGUGGUGAAUGGUCACUCUGCUCUUUGAUUUUAGCUUUCCCCCCUGCACUUAGAGCUUAACAAUAACCAGUUUAGCUUGGUCUUUUCCAUGUAUAGAUGCACUUGAUCAGGAAUGGAAGGCUUAACAGUUUUCUUCAAAAUAUGAGCCUGUUAAAUUAACCAUAUUUAUUCGUGUAUAAUACGAUCUCAUGUAUAAUACRAUCUCAUGUACGACCCCCUUUUUUUGAGCUUAAAAAGCAUAAAAAAUUUAAUCCUCAAACUA
Austrofundulus limnaeus is the source of this 2489-nucleotide messenger RNA. RefSeq names its product hook microtubule-tethering protein 1 (gene hook1). Gene Ontology annotation, cellular component: centrosome; cytoplasm. NCBI's taxonomy places the organism in Eukaryota, Metazoa, Chordata, Actinopteri, Cyprinodontiformes, Rivulidae. Gene Ontology annotation, biological process: cytoskeleton-dependent intracellular transport; cytoplasmic microtubule organization. Gene Ontology annotation, molecular function: dynein light intermediate chain binding; microtubule binding. The record is from RefSeq and is a predicted model, not a curated record.